AUGGCGACCAUGGAAGCAAAAGACAUUGAAGAGCGCGGUAAACAGCUGGCCAAGGCUGCAUCAGGCGGCGACCCUCCAGCGACUCUGCUGGCCCUCCUGGACGGCCUGAAGGGAUGGACUGCGACGGAAAAGCUGCUGCGCCAGACAAAGAUUGGUGUCCACGUCAACAAGCUGCGCCAGAACAGCGAUGCACAAGUAGCCCGCACCGCCGCCACUCUGGUCAACAAGUGGAAGACAGACGUCAAGAGAUCUCCUGCCACGGCCGCCUCCAGUGGCACCAACUCGCCUGCUCCUGCAAAGUCCUCGCCCGCGCCCGCUGCUGCUGCUGCAAAAUCAAAGUCGGAACCUCAUGGUGAUCCCGAGAAGCGCAACAGUGUGUCGGACAAGAUUAAUUGCGAAGUCACUGGAAACCAGACUCGCGAUGCCUGCAUCAAGUUGAUGUACGACGGCUUGGCCUUCAUGUCGCCUGAUGCUUCGCAGGACAUCCUGACCGUUGCACGUUCCGGCAAUCCCAAGCUCCGUAGUCAGGUGCUAUCUGGUUUCAUCAAGCCCGAUCGCUUCGAAAACAUGGACAAGGCCAUGGUCGCCCAAGCCGAGAGGAGUAUCAGUGCCAGUCUGACCUGCGGCAAGUGUGGUCAGAAGAAGGUCAGUUACAGUCAGGCCCAGACCAGAUCCGCCGAUGAACCUAUGACAACUUUCUGCGAGUGUACCGUCUGCGGUAAUAGAUGGAAGUUCUCUUGA
This is a messenger RNA of Aureobasidium musti, 741 nucleotides long. The record is from the annotation of a GenBank genome assembly. Lineage: Eukaryota; Fungi; Ascomycota; Dothideomycetes; Dothideales; Saccotheciaceae.